Piliocolobus tephrosceles (Ugandan red Colobus) is the source of this 7050-nucleotide messenger RNA. RefSeq names its product potassium calcium-activated channel subfamily M alpha 1 (gene KCNMA1). Bases 977 to 4678 code for a protein of 1233 amino acids. Gene Ontology annotation, molecular function: large conductance calcium-activated potassium channel activity. Lineage: Eukaryota; Metazoa; Chordata; Mammalia; Primates; Cercopithecidae. Gene Ontology annotation, biological process: potassium ion transmembrane transport; vasodilation; regulation of membrane potential. The transcript is spliced from 28 exons. Gene Ontology annotation, cellular component: postsynaptic membrane. The record is from RefSeq and is a predicted model, not a curated record.
UGCCGGGCCGCCGCCGAGGGGCCCUGCCCGCCCCUGCCCAGCCUGGAGCCCAGGCGAGCCAGCGCGGCGAGCCUCCUCCCCUCCCGCCUCGGGCGUCCUGAGCCCGCGCCCGCUCCAGUUGCUGCAGCUGCUGCUGCUGGCGGCUGCGGGGAGCGCGGGGCGCGCGCCGAAGAGGCUCGGGCGGCGAGGACGGGGACGAGGAGGAGUCGGAGGUGGCGAGGAGGAAGAGCGAGCGGAGACCGAGGGGCUCAGCGGCGUGGCGACAGGACUCGGGGAUCCGGGGAGCAUGGGCUAGCAGGCGGCCACGGCCCGGCGGCCGGACGCGGUGAACCUGCUGCGGCCGGGCGCGCACUGGGGCGGGGAGCCGGAGCCGAGCGCAGCCAGGAGAGGAGGGCUGGCGCGGGGGCGCCAGGGCGGAGGGGGCCGAUUAUCCAUUAUUAACGAGUUGUCUCCUAAUAAGCAGAGAGCGGCUCGUUAGCCGCGCAGGAGGCGCGCGGGGAAGGGGGGUCCCCGGCCGAGCGCAGCGCACACCCGUGGCGCACGGCGGGCGGCGCGGCGCCGAGGACACCCGGGCCCGCGCGCGGAGCCGGGGCGGGCCCGGGGGCGGCACAGACCCCGGGCGCGGGAGGCCCGCGGCGCCCCCUGGCUCUUGGCGCUCGGGGCCAGCGCAGCCCGGGGCUAGCGGGGCGCGGGCCGGGGAGGGGGAGCUGCCAGCGCUCUCCAUCCCCCUCCCCCUCGGGCUGGCCGGCGGCCGGGGGGAGGGCGGGCGGCGGCGGCUCGCUGUAUAUAUCUCGGCGCACCCCGCCAGGUCGCGCACAGCGCCCCGAGCCCAGGCGCCUCCCCGCCCCCCUCCCGCGCUCCGCGGCGGCGGCGGCGGCAGCAGUAGCAGCAAUAUGGCUGUUGAUGGGUGUUUGGGGUGGCGCUGGCGGCGGGAGGAGCUCCCCCGAGCCCCUGCGCCGGCUGCCCGUUGCUAGCUAUGGCAAAUGGUGGCGGCGGCGGCGGCGGCAGCAGCGGCGGCGGCGGCGGCGGCGGAGGCAGCAGUCUUAGAAUGAGUAGCAAUAUCCACGCGAACCAUCUCAGCCUAGACGCGUCCUCCUCCUCCUCUUCCUCUUCUUCUUCUUCCUCCUCCUCUUCCUCCUCGUCCUCGGUCCACGAGCCCAAGAUGGAUGCGCUCAUCAUCCCGGUGACCAUGGAGGUGCCGUGCGACAGCCGGGGCCAACGCAUGUGGUGGGCUUUCCUGGCCUCCUCCAUGGUUACUUUCUUCGGGGGCCUCUUCAUCAUCUUGCUCUGGCGGACGCUCAAGUACCUGUGGACCGUGUGCUGCCACUGCGGGGGCAAGACCAAGGAGGCCCAGAAGAUUAACAAUGGCUCAAGCCAGGCGGAUGGCACUCUCAAACCAGUGGAUGAAAAAGAGGAGGCAGUGGCCGCCGAGGUCGGCUGGAUGACCUCCGUGAAGGACUGGGCGGGGGUGAUGAUAUCCGCCCAGACACUGACUGGCAGAGUCCUGGUUGUCUUAGUCUUUGCUCUCAGCAUCGGUGCACUUGUAAUAUACUUCAUAGAUUCGUCAAACCCAAUAGAAUCCUGCCAGAAUUUCUACAAAGAUUUCACAUUACAGAUCGACAUGGCUUUCAACGUGUUCUUCCUUCUCUACUUUGGCUUGCGGUUUAUUGCAGCCAACGAUAAGCUGUGGUUCUGGCUGGAAGUGAACUCUGUAGUGGAUUUCUUCACGGUGCCUCCUGUGUUUGUGUCUGUGUACUUAAACAGAAGUUGGCUUGGUUUGAGAUUUUUAAGAGCUCUGAGACUGAUACAGUUUUCAGAAAUUUUGCAGUUUCUGAAUAUUCUUAAAACAAGUAAUUCCAUCAAGCUGGUGAAUCUGCUCUCCAUAUUUAUCAGCACGUGGCUGACUGCAGCCGGGUUCAUCCAUUUGGUGGAGAAUUCAGGGGACCCAUGGGAAAAUUUUCAGAACAACCAGGCUCUCACCUACUGGGAAUGUGUCUAUUUACUCAUGGUCACAAUGUCCACCGUUGGUUAUGGGGAUGUUUAUGCAAAAACCACGCUUGGGCGUCUCUUCAUGGUCUUCUUCAUCCUCGGGGGACUGGCCAUGUUUGCCAGCUACGUCCCUGAAAUCAUAGAGUUAAUAGGAAACCGCAAGAAAUACGGGGGCUCCUAUAGUGCGGUUAGUGGAAGAAAGCACAUUGUGGUCUGCGGACACAUCACUCUGGAGAGUGUUUCCAACUUCCUGAAGGACUUUCUGCAUAAGGACCGGGAUGACGUCAAUGUGGAGAUUGUUUUUCUUCAUAACAUCUCCCCCAACCUGGAGCUCGAAGCUCUGUUCAAACGACAUUUUACUCAGGUGGAAUUUUAUCAGGGUUCAGUCCUCAAUCCACAUGAUCUUGCAAGAGUCAAGAUAGAGUCAGCAGAUGCCUGCCUGAUCCUUGCCAACAAGUACUGCGCUGACCCGGAUGCGGAGGAUGCCUCGAACAUCAUGAGAGUAAUCUCCAUAAAGAACUACCAUCCGAAGAUAAGAAUCAUCACUCAAAUGCUGCAGUAUCACAACAAGGCCCAUCUGCUAAACAUCCCAAGCUGGAAUUGGAAAGAAGGUGAUGACGCAAUCUGCCUUGCAGAGCUGAAGUUGGGCUUCAUAGCCCAGAGCUGCCUGGCUCAAGGCCUCUCCACCAUGCUUGCCAACCUCUUCUCCAUGAGGUCAUUCAUAAAGAUUGAGGAAGACACGUGGCAGAAAUACUACUUGGAAGGAGUCUCAAAUGAAAUGUACACAGAAUAUCUCUCCAGUGCCUUCGUGGGUCUGUCCUUCCCUACUGUUUGUGAGCUGUGUUUUGUGAAGCUCAAGCUCCUAAUGAUAGCCAUUGAGUACAAGUCUGCCAACCGAGAGAGCCGUAUAUUAAUUAAUCCUGGAAACCAUCUUAAGAUCCAAGAAGGUACUUUAGGAUUUUUCAUCGCAAGUGAUGCCAAAGAAGUUAAAAGGGCAUUUUUUUACUGCAAGGCCUGUCAUGAUGACAUCACAGAUCCCAAAAGAAUAAAAAAAUGUGGCUGUAAACGGCCCAAGAUGUCCAUCUACAAGAGAAUGAGACGGGCAUGUUGUUUUGAUUGCGGACGUUCUGAGCGUGACUGCUCGUGCAUGUCAGGCCGUGUGCGUGGUAACGUGGACACCCUUGAGAGAGCCUUCCCACUUUCUUCUGUCUCUGUUAAUGAUUGCUCCACCAGUUUCCGUGCCUUUGAAGAUGAGCAGCCGUCAACGCUAUCACCAAAAAAAAAGCAACGGAAUGGAGGCAUGCGGAACUCACCCAACUCCUCGCCUAAGCUGAUGAGGCAUGACCCCUUGUUAAUUCCUGGCAAUGACCAGAUUGACAACAUGGACUCCAAUGUGAAGAAGUACGACUCUACUGGGAUGUUUCACUGGUGCGCGCCCAAGGAGAUAGAGAAGGUCAUCCUGACUCGAAGUGAAGCUGCCAUGACCGUCCUGAGUGGCCAUGUUGUGGUCUGCAUCUUUGGCGAUGUCAGCUCAGCCCUGAUCGGCCUCCGGAACCUGGUGAUGCCGCUCCGUGCCAGCAACUUUCAUUACCAUGAGCUCAAGCACAUUGUGUUUGUGGGCUCUAUUGAGUACCUCAAGCGGGAAUGGGAGACGCUUCAUAACUUCCCCAAAGUGUCCAUAUUGCCUGGUACGCCAUUAAGUCGGGCUGAUUUAAGGGCUGUCAACAUCAACCUCUGUGACAUGUGCGUUAUCCUGUCAGCCAAUCAGAAUAAUAUUGAUGAUACUUCGCUGCAGGACAAGGAAUGCAUCUUGGCGUCACUCAACAUCAAAUCUAUGCAGUUUGAUGACAGCAUCGGGGUCUUGCAGGCUAAUUCCCAAGGGUUCACACCUCCAGGAAUGGAUAGAUCCUCUCCAGAUAACAGUCCAGUGCACGGGAUGUUACGUCAACCAUCCAUCACAACUGGGGUCAACAUCCCCAUCAUCACUGAACUAGUGAAUGAUACUAAUGUUCAGUUUUUGGACCAAGACGAUGAUGAUGACCCCGAUACAGAACUGUAUCUCACGCAGCCCUUUGCCUGCGGGACAGCGUUUGCCGUCAGUGUCCUGGACUCGCUCAUGAGCGCAACAUACUUCAAUGACAAUAUCCUCACCCUAAUACGGACCCUGGUGACCGGAGGAGCCACACCGGAGCUGGAAGCUCUGAUUGCUGAGGAGAACGCCCUUAGAGGUGGCUACAGCACCCCGCAGACACUGGCCAAUAGGGAUCGCUGCCGCGUGGCCCAGUUAGCUCUGCUCGAUGGGCCAUUUGCAGACUUAGGGGAUGGUGGUUGUUAUGGUGAUCUGUUCUGCAAAGCUCUGAAAACAUAUAAUAUGCUUUGUUUUGGAAUUUACCGGUUGAGAGAUGCCCACCUCAGCACCCCCAGUCAGUGCACAAAGAGGUAUGUCAUCACCAACCCCCCCUACGAGUUUGAGCUCGUGCCGACGGACCUGAUCUUCUGCUUAAUGCAGUUUGACCACAACGCCGGCCAGUCCCGGGCCAGCCUGUCCCAUUCCUCCCACUCGUCGCAGUCCUCCAGCAAGAAGAGCUCCUCUGUUCACUCCAUCCCAUCCACGGCAAACCGACAGAACCGGCCCAAGUCCAGGGAGUCCCGGGACAAACAGAAGUACGUGCAGGAAGAGCGGCUUUGAUAUGUGUAUCCACCGCCACUGUGUGAAACUGUAUCUGCCACUCAUUUCCCCAGUUGGUGUUUCCAACAAAGUAACUUUCCCUGUUUUCCUUUGUAGUCCCCCCCUUCUUUUUUUUACACAUAUUUGCAUAUGUAUGAUAGUGUGCAUGUGGUUGUCAUUUUUAUUUCACCACCAUAAAACCCUUGAGCACAACAGCAAAUAAGCAGACGGACCAAAAGUUAUUUAUGAUUCUAGGGGAAAAAUAACCCAAAGGCAUGCUCCAGACAUAAAUAGCUCACUGCAGGAACGAGUUCACAGAUUAGAAGGGAGCCCUUGUGAUCAAUGUCAGUUAGGCAGAGCACGUUUAUUUAAUGUAAAAGAAAAGUUGAUUCUGAUUUAUCAGGAUUAUCAGGGUGCUUUGGGUUUUGAUUUUGUUGUUGUUGUUGUUGUUCCUUUCCUUCUUUUUUUAUACACACAGUAAGUUAGCACAUGUUUAUUUGAAACAAGCAACCAGACAGCAAUGAAAACAUAUCGAUUGUUUCCAGUCUCUGGGCCGAAGUAUUGCGAAGCAUUUGAAAAGCUUUCACAAUUUGUGUAGAUGAUUUUGAAGGACCUGCUUGUUGCAAGAGAACAUCAGAGAUUUUUUUAGUUACUCACCAAGGCCUUUCGUCCCAGAGUCAGUUCCCUCUGGGAGUUCUUAUGAACAUUUCUCACCUUAAUGUGGAGGAAAGAAUAGUAUUCCAAUCAUGGAUGUAUCAAAUUCUAGUCAUUUAGUUUAAGUGAAAAGAGGUUUGAUUGCAUAUUAAAUUGUUAUUCUGUCUCCUUAUGUUGCCAUAUGAAUAGCUAGUUUUUUUCUUUCACUUUUGACAUUUGGGAUGAAAAGCCAUAUGUAUCAUAAAUAUCAGAUGUAAGUCAUUAAAAACUGCCUUCCUGGGACUUUCACAUCUUUUAAAAGGUGAAUUACUUACCUUAUGUACAGAAUAAAUAAUGCUCAGGAAAGAGCAAGUAUUUUUCCAUGUAUCCUCAGGGGAUCCUUUUACUCCCCUUUGUUUGAUUAGUUAGGGCCCCAAUGCCAGGUAGGAGGAAGGGCUGGGGCAGAGUGAGAGGAAGACAAACCCAGCUGCAGAUCAUGUUUUUCUAGGAGCCGACAUGCUAAAUAAAUUAGAAUGUAGGAGGAUCAGCCACAGUUGACUCAACAAAGACAAAAGACAGCCACCACCUUCGACUGUUGGCACAGCUGCACAGUGCUGGCUGUCCCAAUGCAGAAAGCUGGUGGGAAAGAAUUCCUCAUCAUCACUUUAGUUAAUGUAGCCAAUUUAGGCAGGGUAAUGACGACAAUAGAGAGCUGCUCUUUGUCAUUAUGAGACGUGGGAUGAGAACAGUGCAACAGUGAGCCAAACACGUUUUGGUAUAGUUAUUUUUUCUUUUGUUUUUGUUCUUUCUUUUUUAACACUUAGUAAGCAUGAGAGGAGAGGUAGAAAAAUACCCUUUUUUCAACAUAUAGUUGUCAGAUGGUUUGUGCAUGCAAAUCAUGCUUUAGGCAGUGCGGUAGUUCUUAAAAAUUGGCCAAUUCACCAUAAGCAAUUUCUCUUAUGGAUGGACUAGGCUGGUAUAUACAUAUUUGAACAGUUUACUUUAAAGAAUUCCAUCAAAUAGAAUAGGGGUAAAAGGGAGGAGGAAAACAUGUCACAGCUGUACCAUCUCUAAAAAGGUGUUUUUAUGGUGAAUGUUUUGGAUUUAGAUUUUGGAUCCCUCGUCCCCUCAAGCAUGAUAGUUUUGGAGAUUUGCUUGCUGUGUGAAUUGACAAGCACUUUUACUGACAAAUGGUGAGGCUCUGUCAGAACCUCCACCCUCCCCCGCACCAAAGACAGGGGCAGCGUAGUAUUCAAACCAGUAUUGUGAUGGGGAAUAAUUGUAUACAUGUAAAUUAACAAGCCCUAUGAGUGGAAUAAUUUUUUCAAAUUAUUUUUGUCUUUCUAUAUAUUGAUUUAUAUUAUGUAUAACUAUCUCUUUAUAUAAAACUAUAUAUAUAACUAUAUAUAUAUAACUAUAUAUAUAUAUAACUAUAUAUAUGUGUCCCCUAGUAUUGGAUCAUGAAGAGCUCUUCAUGCAUUCUUUGCAAAGGAGGUUAUAAAGUUACGCCCUCAGAACAUUUAUAACUAUAAGAAUGUGCCAGUUAAAGUGCUCAACAGGAAAUAUGACAGUUUAAAAGCAUUGUAAAACUCACAUAGCUUACUUCUCUCUCUAAAGUGCAACAAGGAUGAAUAGAAUGGGCCAAGGUAUGACAAUUAAUGGUUCUGCAUGACCUAGCCACUGCUGGGGGUUUUCUUCUAUAACGUUGUCCUUGUGAAAACUUUUGUGAAAUUAAAAAAAAAAAGGAGUUACAAAUUUUA